AUGAGUUUGACAAAAUGCUGUAUUUUAGUUUUGUGUUUUGCGGGCGUCUUACCCCAGUCUAUUAAAACUUCCAAUCGCGGUCAAAAUGAGACACAACCCUUCGUAGAGAUCGGUAGUAAAUAUUACCUAAUAUAUACUGCUGUUACGAUGAUUUGGUUCUGUGCGAUGCUUUAUUGUCGCAACUAUGAUAGUGAUUUGGCUGUAAUUGAAUCGGAAGCUGAAAUGGAUGCACUGAAUUCCUAUUUAACCACGAAUGGUCACAUUGGUAAACAGUUUUGGUUGGGUAUAACCGAUUUGGCCGAGGAGGGUAAAUUUAUGUCAAUUAAAGGCGGACGCCCAAUGCCUUAUGCUAAAUGGUCAGGCGGUCAACCAGAUAAUAAGGGUCUACUUGAGGAUUGUGUACAUCUUUGGCCAGUUAAUAAUAUUUUCCAUAUGAAUGAUAACAAUUGCAGGGCUAAGCUUUAUGCCAUCUGUGAGCUACGACAACCGAAGAAGAGUUGUGAUAUAUGUGAUUUGAAAAUUAUUAUUGAAAGAUUCAUGCAACAUACAAAUGUUUCACACAGUCAAAAUUAG
Bactrocera tryoni is the source of this 573-nucleotide messenger RNA. RefSeq names its product C-type lectin 37Db-like. Bases 1 to 573 code for a protein of 190 amino acids. The record is from RefSeq and is a predicted model, not a curated record. Lineage: Eukaryota; Metazoa; Arthropoda; Insecta; Diptera; Tephritidae. The transcript has 3 exons.